Messenger RNA from Quercus robur (English oak), 2387 nucleotides. RefSeq lists its product as uncharacterized. Lineage: Eukaryota; Viridiplantae; Streptophyta; Magnoliopsida; Fagales; Fagaceae. The record is from RefSeq and is a predicted model, not a curated record. Gene Ontology annotation, biological process: tRNA processing. The transcript has 11 exons. Gene Ontology annotation, molecular function: ligase activity, forming carbon-nitrogen bonds; ATP binding. Bases 103 to 2226 code for a protein of 707 amino acids.
UCAGUUAACAAUCCCAUUCGGAGCCUAAAACGAUGGCGUUUGUACAGGAACCAUAUCCAUCUUGAGCAGUACAACCACGGCCACUGAGCGCACACACAGGCAAUGGCGCGAGGCCUAACCAGAGCCACCACCUCCACCUUCUUAGCCACUUCAUUCCUCAAAAUAACACCACCAAUAUGGAAAAAUCCAUCUGUGUCCCUCUCCGUUCCUUGGACUCAGUUUCUCUGCAAGUGCUCUCUUGCCCACCACCAUCACCAGCACCAACACCAACACCAACACCCUAUCGACAUGUCAAAGUACAAGGAAGCUUUCUCAAUGCAAAUGGCCAUGGCUGGCCUUAAACCCCACCACCGAAUCGCUUUGGGAGUCUCUGGAGGUCCUGAUAGUAUGGCACUUUGCGUUUUAACUGCUGGUUGGAAAACGAAUGGCAUUAGUAAUGGAGAGAGUGGUGAUUUCGUUGAUGGGCUCUUGGCAAUAGUUGUCGAUCAUGGGCUGCGUUCUGAAAGCAAAGAUGAAGCAAACAUUGUUUAUAAUUGGGUUUCCCAAAUGGGAAUCAGAUGUGAGAUUGCCCAUUGUGAUUGGUCAGAUGGUAGGCCGAAACAAGGUCACUUGCAAGAAGCAGCUCGGGAAAUGAGGUAUCAGGCUUUUCAGAAAGUUUGUGCCCAACAUCAGAUUGGUGUUUUGCUCAUUGCGCAUCAUGCCGAUGACCAGGCUGAGUUAUUCAUUCUUAGACUAUCUCGCAAUAGUGGUGUGAUUGGACUAGCUGGCAUGCCUUUCAUUUCUCAAGUUUUCUCUACACAUACAUAUUCUUUGGGGGGAGUCUCAAAUAAUCAUGGUGUACUUCUUGUGCGACCACUCAUGAAUUUUUCUAAACAAGACAUGUAUAAGAUAUGUCUUGGGGGUAAUCAGGAUUGGGUGGAAGACCCAACAAACAAAAGUCUUCUAUUUGCUCGUAAUAGGAUUCGAAUGUCAUUAAGGGAUGUCUCAUCAAGUAUCUUCAAGUCUGAGCUACAAGCAGUUAUCUCGGCCUGUCGAAGAACACGCUCAUUUAUUGAUCAAGUUUGUUGUAAAUUGAUAAACCAGGCAAUAGUUGUUAAAGAUCAGGGGUAUGCUAUUAUUGAUUUGGAGAUUCUUAGUCCAUCAAAAGUUGAGGACAUAUGCCUAUCAAAGUUUCUUUCCUUGGUUUUGCAGUUCAUCUCACAAAGGUAUAGGCCAGUUAGAGGUAGUACUUCAAAAUUGCUGUUGGACUAUAUUCGUACUUUUCCCUGCAAGAACUCCCUCACAGUAGCUGGUUGUUACCUUUGUCCAGCUCCGGGGUCUAAAGGCACCAAAACCUUGGUUUGCUGUUCCGUUGAUUGUCCUCUCCCUUCAAAAAUGGAGCCAUUCCGUUCAUACACUUUUGGAGAACAGGAACACCAUAUUCCAAGUGAGUUAGAGCAAAUUAUAGUGGAUGCAAAGUCAUAUUCAGAUCACCUGGUUCUAGAUGAAUCAGAUGUGCAUUUUCUGAAUGUUACAUCAGAAUCAGUUCUAACUGAAGCCAAAAGACUUGGUAUACUCAGUGAGUCAACAUAUAGGAAUAUUCUCUUAUUGCAGAGGGAAGAAACCAAACGCUUCAAGUCUAAGACUGAGACAGAACUCUCAUCUGAUUUAGAGUCAAAGCAUGGCUUUCAAUCUGUCAAUAUGUUGCGGAGUGAACCACUUCAACCUGGGCAUGCAUGUUACUUCAUGAGCAGAUUCUUCAUCACAUGGAAAUUGAAUGAGGAAAUUGGUAGCAGUGCAUUUUCAGAGGAAGCCAAUUGUGACUUGAAUUUGGGACUGGAAAAUUGGCAGUGUCAUUGCAGGUCUUGUGUGGUUGGUCAUGACAUGGUAGCUGAGGUUCGACACAUGAUUGAAUCUGACUGGCUGUAUCUUGCAAAGUUUUCAAAAUGCCUGAGUAAUUCAGGGAAAUUUCAACAGCAAAGAGAUCUCUUAGAUUAUAGAGCAGAUCAAAUACCAGAUAAGAUAAAUCGAUGCUUAGAUUAUGCAAGGUUAUCAGCACAAAGAGCUCUUCUGUCAUUAAAAUCUAUCCCUGCUGCUGCAAGAGGAGGCCUACCUGUCCUAGUCAAUCAUAAAGGACAAUUAAUAAGCAUCCCAAGCAUUGGUUUCAAGCAUUGCCCUUGCUUGGUUGUAUCUGCAGAAUUCAAGCCAAGAGUACCACUUGGGGGAGGUCAUAGUUCAUUUAUAUAGUCUCUGUAGCUUAAGUUAGUAACUUUAACUAUCAUAUACACCAUGGAGGCCAGCACUUUAUUUUUUAUUUUUUUGAGGUUAGGGUUUGAAUCUCCUCUCCCCUACUUGUUGUAACAAUUGAAUUAUAAAUUAAUAAUACCAGUUGGUCUCUAAGUGUCAAA